Messenger RNA from Protopterus annectens (West African lungfish), 1026 nucleotides. RefSeq names its product vomeronasal type-2 receptor 26-like. Gene Ontology annotation, cellular component: membrane. Lineage: Eukaryota; Metazoa; Chordata; Ceratodontiformes; Protopteridae. The transcript has 2 exons. Gene Ontology annotation, biological process: G protein-coupled receptor signaling pathway. The record is from RefSeq and is a predicted model, not a curated record. Gene Ontology annotation, molecular function: G protein-coupled receptor activity. Bases 1 to 1026 code for a protein of 341 amino acids.
AUGAGCUGGAUCUGUUUAAACAGUCUGCCACUAUAUUUUGCUGUGAGGGAAUGUAGACAACUUGAAUAUUCAUUUGAUACUGGAAAGCUAGAUCCCAGCCCUGAAGAUGGAGCCUUUAAAGAAGAUGCCCCUGACUGUAUAAAAUGCUCAGAAGACUCAUGGUCUGAUGAAGGAAGAAGAAUCUGUGUUCCAAAGGUUGUAGAGUACCUGUCAUACAGCGAUCCACUGGGUGCAGCCCUGACGUCUGUUACCAUUUUUCUUUCUAUCAUUCCUGCCUUUGUACUUUGGAUUUUCAUUACAUAUCGUGACACACCAAUAGUAAAAGCAAACAAUCAGAAUCUCAGCUAUUGUUUGCUAGUAGCUCUCAGCCUUUGCUUUCUCUGUGCAUUAAUAUUUAUUGGAAAACCAAUCAAGAUAACCUGCUUUAUCAAGCAAUCUGCAUUUGGCAUAGUAUUUUCAGUUUGUGUCUCAAUUAUUUUAGCAAAAACAAUUACUGUUGUUAUUGCAUUUGGUGCAACAACACCCGGAGGUUUCCAACAGAGAUGGUUAGGAUCCAAUACUCCAGGUUUCAUAGGGCUUUUCUGUAGUUUUGUUCAAGUUUGUAUUUGCACUGUUUGGCUUGGAUAUUCAUCACCUUUUCCAGAGGAAAACAAGAGCUCAUAUAAGGACAAAAUAAUCAUAGAAUGCAAUGAAGGCUCUAAAACAAUGUUUUACUGCAUGCUUGGAUACCUUGGUCUACUGGCAACUGUAUGCUUCAUAGUUGCUUUUUCAGUUAGGAAACUGCCAGACAGAUAUAAUGAGGCUAAAUUCAUAACAUUUAGCAUGUUAAUUUUUGUUAGUGUUUGGCUUUCAUUUAUACCAGCAUACUUGAAUACUAAAGGGAAAUAUGUGGUUGCUGUUGAGAUAUUUGCAAUUUUGUCAUCAGGUUUUGGGCUACUGAGUUGCAUUUUUUUCCCAAAGUGCCUUCUAAUUCUACUGCGACCUGAUUUAAAUACAAGAGGUUCUAUUACACAUAAAUCACAUUAA